GGCUUCUUCCUCCGUUCCCGACUUCGGCGACGGCCGACCUCCCCACGCACGAACUCGAGGUACGAAUGCUCCUCCCUCUUCCCUCACUCUCUGACGCUGCCUCCGCCUUCGCCUUGCCGCAGCCGAGCUCGUCCUUCGCCGUAAAACGGACCUGCCCUUCCCAACCGAUUCUUCCGGUGCCAUCUCUGUAGGUCUCUUUGGUACCUCCGCUGGUCUGAUCGACUUCGAGAGCGCGGAGAAUGCAUUUUUAGGGUUCGUAGUUGAUCGCCGAUGAAACCCUAACGCAAUUGGAUGAUGCCCCGCCUUCACCUACCAUUUCUUGAGCCCUCUCCAACUCUUUGCACUUGUUGUUUUUGCGUUCCCCCUAUGUUUCCUUCUUCUCAGUAUUGCCCUUUUGGAUCCUCUGUUUAGCGAAUCACGCGAUAUGUUAUAAAGUACUUUAUCACAAUCUUUUUGGAACAGAUUGGUAUUGUAUCACUUGAUCUUGAAAUUCUCAAGCUUUGCAUCUCCGAUUGGUAUUGUGUUUUGAACAAGGCAAAGGGAAGGGGCUUGCAAGCAAACUUUGUUGUGAGGCGGUAGGAAUCGGAUGGAAGGGAACGAGAUGUCCGUCGCUUUUGAGAACCGGGUAUUCAACCGGCGGUCCGGCCUCGGUGGUGGUCGCAUGGGUUGCACCCUUAUCACUGGCUUCCUUGGCGGUGGUAAAACUACCCUCCUGAAGCACCUCCUUGACCACCGUGGCGAUCUCCGCCUUGCUGUUCUUGUCAAUGAGUUCGCUGACUCCGAUGUUGACUCCCUCCUCCUUGACUCUGCCCGCCUCAACCGGGCAUUCAACCUAUCCACCGUCUCCCUCACGCAUGGCUGUGCUUGCUGUGAAGUCAGUGGGCCCUUCAGGGAAUCUCUUCAACGGAUUGUGGAUAGCAAGCACAACUUUGAUUGUCUUCUCAUUGAGACGUCUGGGUUGGCAAGACCUGAUAAAUUUGUGGCCGAACUAAAGGAAGUUGGCAUUCAUUUGGAUCUUGUUGUCGCUGUGGUUGAUGCAGAAUCGCUUGAUAAGAUAAUUAAAAUUGACAUCGUGAGGAAGCAGUUGGAACAUGUCGAUAUCGUUCUUUUAAACAAAUGUGAUUUGGCUACACUAAGUCAGAUAUCCAAUGCAGAAGAUAUUUUAGAAGAAUUGACAGCUGGUGCAAAGGUUGUCCGGUCCCAGUUUUGUAAGGUUCCUGUGGAUCUCAUUAUUGACUGUAGUAAACUUCAAGCACUAAACAUUGAAAAGAAUGAUGAAAGCAUGCCAGGAGUUCUUUCUCAUGAAUCAUUGCCUAAGAUGGCAUUCCAACGGUAUAUAUAUGAUAAUAGUCCAUUGCAAUUUUCUUCUUCUGGUCACACCAGCAACCAGCCUUCAGUUGGUGGUGAUAGAUCAUCAACUGAUGAUUUACAUCCCGGCUUUCCUCAUGGAGAAUCAUUUUCAUCUGCUACAUUUGAAGCUGAAGUUCCAUUAUCUUUGGUGGUGUUUCAGUCAAAAGUUCUAAAAAGCAUGAGGUGUGCAAGCAGCCUUAUUAGAGCUAAAGGCAUCAUAUGGUUUGCUGAGGAUAGAGAAAGCCGCUUUGUUUUUCAAUGGAGUGGUCUUAAAAGAGUAGAAGCAAUUAGUGGACAACCUUGGGAAAGCUCUCCAAAAUCAUGUAUUGUGCUUAUAGGCACUGAUAAGUCCGAACUGCAAACAAUCAUUUCACAGCUUUCAGCAUCUGCUGAUCCUCACAAUAAGGUCUCAUCAGAAUAUGGUAACCUUAGAGAACAUGCCAAGAGCUUUGCUUCGAUGGUUGCAAGUGAUGAUAGAUUUAAGUCUCAACUAAGUGGAGCUCUAAUGCAUGUGGUUAAUGGCAAAGGAAAUAUCUUCUUAACAGCGACAACUUUUGGAGAAGACUACAAUCUACAGAUUCUACUAGAUGAGAAAUCAACUGUAAAUGAUGCUUGGAGUGAAAUUCGAUCUGCCACCAGUAUAGUUGUCUCUAAAGUAUGCAAGAACUUUUGCCCAUGCAGGUCAGAUCUUACGGCACAUGUUCAUUGACAUGCUCAACCUGCUGCUCUUUGGAGUAUAAAUAACAUGGAGCCAGUUUCCUUUUCUUCCCGCAGCCGCCAUUUAGACCAUUUAGAAUUCAUAGACAUCGCUGCUGAGCGUCGAUCAUCUAAACCCAAAUAUGAUGGCAACAUCAGGUGCCCUAUACUUAAACCAGGCUCCCCUUUUGUGUGGAUCAAUACUGACGGUAUCAUUUCGCUUUGCUGAACACAUGUUCCUGGUACAUUCUCUGGGUAAACAUUUCUUCCCAUCUUUGCAAAUGUAAUGCCACUAGAACAUGAUAGGGUCUGCUGUAAGUUAAAAGGUACAAUCUUCAAAGAAAUAGAAGAUUACAUUGCAUCACUAAAUACCACAGGAUGGAAGAGGCUUUGCAA
Messenger RNA from Musa acuminata AAA Group (dessert banana), 2442 nucleotides. RefSeq lists its product as uncharacterized. Bases 587 to 2059 code for a protein of 490 amino acids. The transcript is spliced from 10 exons. NCBI's taxonomy places the organism in Eukaryota, Viridiplantae, Streptophyta, Magnoliopsida, Zingiberales, Musaceae. The record is from RefSeq and is a predicted model, not a curated record. Gene Ontology annotation, cellular component: cytoplasm.